AUGAACUCACCAAUAGCAGAAUAUUCAAGUCCCGAUAUAAAUAAAACCUUGACUGCUGGAGAUGGUCCUCAUUCAACUAAUGGUAAAACCACCCAGAUAUCAGAAUUUGUCACUAAAGCUGGAGGAGAAGAUAGAGAUAAACCAACUGAGGCUAGUGAUAGUCAGUUAGGACAGUUGAGAGCUAAGAUUACAAGUUUACAAGACAAUAUCAAUGUGUUUUUGACCCAGAGGAUGAAACAAGUUAAGGAUGAAGGAGAUAUUGAAAGAAGGAUAUUGGAUGAUGGUGUUGAUGAGGACAGUGAUUAA
This is a messenger RNA of Yamadazyma jaroonii, 306 nucleotides long. NCBI's taxonomy places the organism in Eukaryota, Fungi, Ascomycota, Pichiomycetes, Serinales, Debaryomycetaceae. The record is from the annotation of a GenBank genome assembly.